Neoarthrinium moseri is the source of this 906-nucleotide messenger RNA. RefSeq lists its product as uncharacterized. The coding region runs from base 1 to 906 and encodes 301 amino acids. The transcript has a single exon. Lineage: Eukaryota; Fungi; Ascomycota; Sordariomycetes; Amphisphaeriales; Apiosporaceae. The record is from RefSeq and is a predicted model, not a curated record.
AUGCCUCCUCCGCCCUUGACAUCGCGCGUGCCCCGGCCCGAGGACCUCUUCAUGCCCGUCAAGUCCUACCAGGUCGAGGCGCCGUCCUCGACCUCGACCUCGUCCGCGGCGCCCACGCCCUCGCCGCUGCCCAUCCGCCUGGCGCCGGAGACCUCGGGGCCGCAGACGGCCGCCGCCGCCGACAGCAAGCCCGGGGUCUUCCCGGUGCCGAAGCUGCGCCUGGAGAUCCGGGACCUGAACCACGCCGGCGCCGGCAUCUUUCUGCACGCCAUCAACGCGGCCUCGGUCUUCGCCGCCUGCGUGCAGGACGUGCUGCAGAAGCUCUACGUGUCGCCGGCCCACCCGCACCUGCGGAGCCCGCCGACGCGGUCCGUGACGCUGAUCCUCCGGGACAUGGGCGGCGUCGCCUACACCACGGGGACGGACCUGGACGACGACCACAAGGAGAUCCACCUCAGCCUGCGGUACGUCGCUGGCCUCCCCAAGGAGCGCCACACCCACGAGAUCACCGGCGUGCUCACCCACGAGCUGGUGCACUGCUACCAGUGGACCGGCCAGGGCCAGGCCCCCGGCGGGCUGAUCGAGGGCAUCGCCGACUGGGUGCGGCUGAGGUGCGAGCUGGCGCCGCCCCACUGGAAGCGGGAGACCGGCGGCCGCUGGGAUGGGGGCUACCAGCACACGGCCUACUUCCUCGCCUAUCUGGAGGGUCGGUUCGGGGAGGACACGGUGCGCAGGGUGAACGAGAGCCUCCGGACGACCAAGUACGAGGAGAAGAGGUUCUGGACGGAACUCCUGGGCCGCCCCGUGGAGCAGCUGUGGGAAGACUACCGCGAGAAGAUGAAGGAGGACGGCGUGCAGGUCGACGUCAAGACGGAGGGCCAGGUCGACGAGGCUACGCAGACCUAG